AUGGAUCCAGCUGAGUUUCGGGAAUGGGGAAAAAAAAUGGUCGAUUUUGUAGCCGAUAUGUGGGAAGGAAUCCCUGAUAGAACCCCGUUACCAGAUGUGAAACCUGGAUAUAUUCAAGCAUUGGUACCCCCACAAGCGCCGAAUUACCCGGAGAAAUGGCAAGCUGUUUUUGAUGAUCUUGAAAAGGUGGUUCUAUCCGGUGUCACGUGGUGGCAUCAUCCCAACUUCUACGCAUAUUUCCCCACAGCACUCUCUCAUCAUGCAAUUGUUGCUGACAUUCUCUCUGGUGGAAUCUCCGCGAUUGGUUUCACUUGGAAAUCUUGUCCUUCAAUGACUGAACUCGAGCUAGCCGUUCUUGAUUGGCUCGUCUCGGCGCUCGGUCUGCCUGAUCAUUUCCGCAACUCGCAUCCUGGACCCGGCUGUGGAAUCAUUCAAAGCACAGCCUCCGAUGCAACUCUCAUCGCCUUUUUUGCCGCUCGAGCAAAAGCCGUUGAGGAAAUCAAAAACUCGCCCACCAUGUUGCAAUCAAUUCAAACAGAAGUUGGGCAAAAGUUCAAAGAUCUUCUAGGAAAAUCACCAUUUUCAGGAAAGAAAGGAGCAGAACAAGAAGGGCAACACUCGUCCGAGAUCUAUCUUCAUCCAUUCCACGAUCCGGCUGUCUUUGAUCGUCUUGUCGCUUAUUGCUCAGAUCAAGCUCAUUCAUCAGUUGAAAAAGCGGCAAUGUUGGCCGGUGUACGAUUGCGCAAAUUGAGAAGUGAACGUGAUGAAAGAUACGGGAAUUUCUCCGUCACAGCAGCCACCCUUGAAGCAGCAAUUAAGGAGGAUCGUGCUCAUGGUCUUCACCCAUUCAUUUUCCUUCUCACAAUGGGCACCACCAACACUUGUGCGAUUGAUCCGAUUCGGGAACUGGCCACCAUUUGCAAUCGGGAAAAGAUUUGGGCUCAUGUUGAUGCCGCUUAUGCAGGUGGUUUCCUUUUGUGCCCGGAAUUCCGGGGGAUGGGCGAUGGACUUGAAUUAGUCGACUCGUUCAACUACAACGCUCAUAAAACAAUGAUGGUCAAUUUCGAUUGUUCGCCUUUAUGGUUGAAAGACGGGAAAUCGGCUGUGAAAUAUUUCAACGUUGAUCCAGUCUAUUUAAAGCACGAACAUCAAGCGAACACUGCUGACUACAGGCAUUUACAAGUCGCUUUGGGAAGACGGUUCCGUUCGUUGAAGAUUUGGUUUGUAAUGCGAACGUUUGGAAUUGAAAAGAUUCAACAAUAUUUGAGAGAUGGUUGUGCUCACGCUGAGGUGUUCUCGCGGCUCAUCGCUGCUUCGUUAACCUUUGAUCUGGUUGUACCUCGAAAUCUAGGACUUGUUUGCUUCAGGAUCAAGAAUGCAUCAAAUGAGGUGAAUGAGGAGUUGUGCAAUGCGAUUAACGAGGAUCGACGGAUUCACAUUGUUCCCUCAAAGGUUGGCGAAGUGUACUUUUUGCGUUUGGCCCUUUGCUCGCAGCUCACCACCGAGAAGCACGUGCGUUUCGCGUUUGACGUCAUUUCCGAGGUAGCCCAACGGACGCUUGACAAAAUGAGUCUCAUCGGAAGU
Molecule: messenger RNA, 1584 nt
Organism: Mesorhabditis belari
Lineage: Eukaryota; Metazoa; Nematoda; Chromadorea; Rhabditida; Rhabditidae
Source: the annotation of a GenBank genome assembly